Molecule: messenger RNA, 1553 nt
Organism: Mesoplodon densirostris (Blainville's beaked whale)
Lineage: Eukaryota; Metazoa; Chordata; Mammalia; Artiodactyla; Ziphiidae
Product: beta-2-microglobulin
Exons: 4
Coding region: 48-404 (118 amino acids)
Biological process (GO): positive regulation of T cell activation; immunoglobulin production involved in immunoglobulin-mediated immune response; peptide antigen assembly with MHC class II protein complex
Cellular component (GO): MHC class II protein complex; MHC class I protein complex
Molecular function (GO): MHC class II protein complex binding
Source: RefSeq, a predicted model, not a curated record
CGCGGGACCGGGCCGUCACUUCGCCACCCGGGCUGCUCCUGUAAGCGAUGGCUCCCUUCGUGACCUUGGUCCUGCUUGGGCUGCUCUCGCUGUCUGGCCUGAACGCCGUCUCGCGUCCUCCGAAGGUUCAGGUUUACUCACGACACCCUGCAGAGAAUGGAAAACCAAAUUACCUGAACUGCUAUGUGUCUGGGUUCCAUCCACCCCAGAUUGAGAUUGAUUUGCUGAAGAAUGGGGAGAAGAUGGAAGUGGAGCAAUCAGACCUGUCUUUCAGCAAGGACUGGUCUUUCUACCUUCUGGUCCACGCUGAGUUCACUCCCAACGGAGUGGAUCAGUAUAGCUGCCGUGUGAAACACGUUACUCUCACAGAGCCCAAGAUAGUUAAGUGGGAUCGAGACCACUAACCAGCAUCAUGGAGGUUUGAAGAUGCCUCAUUUGGAUUAGACUAAUUCCAGAUUCUGUUGUCUUGCUUUUUAUUUUCUUUUUUCUUUUCUUUUUUUAAAUUUAUUUUAUUGAAGUAUAGUUGAUUUAUAAUGUUGUGAACUUCUGCUGUAUAGCAAAGUGAUUUAGUUAUUGUUGUCUUGCUUUUUAAUGCUGAUAUGUUUUUAUGCUUUAUGCAUAUAAAUCAGAAGUUGUAUUGAUGUUACCACAAAUAUCAUCUUCUUAUAAUUCUACCUAGGGUGCUACGUCUCCAUGUUUGACCUGUCUUGGCAGGUAGCUAUAGUGGGGGCUCUGGCAGCCUAGAGGUGGGGAAGACAGAAUUUCAGGUUUAACAUCAACAUCUUGGUCAAAUCUGAACUCUUCAGUCUCUUCUGCAUACAAAACUGGAUAAUAAGAUAGUAUGUAUGUUUAGAGUAAACCUCCAAUUUGUAAUUUUUCUUAGAAUUUUGGAAAAAUUUUGAAAGAUAAUUUUCAGAAUUAUGGAAAUUUGUUAUAGUGGAUAAAACAUUUUGCCAUAUAAAAUUCAUAUUUACCUCUUAUAUCUGUUAGAGAGAGACUUGGUUGUGCCUAUUUUGUUUGUUUCACUAAUUAAAACAAUGGUAAAACAUUGUGUUCAGCUUCUCAAAGGAACAACAGCUGACUUCUCAAUGUCAGUGGGAUCCAGAACAUAGCAGAAAGUAAUCAUGAAUGUAGUAAAACAACUGCCUACCUAGAAUUCCAUACACAACAAAAAUAUCUUUUAAAAAAUUACAGCAAAGUAAACAUCCUUAGAUAAAAAGUCAGAUUUCAGUACCCUUUAGAUCCUCACUAAAGGAGAUUCUAAAUGAUGCACUUCAGGCAGAGAGAAGGCCUAAAAUGUGAGCAGAAAGGAAGAGCAAAGGAAAUGUAUCAGUUCUGUGUAAAAAUAAAUCAACGUAAAUAAGCACAUAAACUGAAUAUUUAAUAUCUAACUAGUAGAGGGCACAGGAGUUUAUGGAGUGCUAGUAAUGUUUUAUUUCUUGACAUGGAUGGUGGUUACAAGAGAUUUUGCUUUGUAAUUUUUUGUUAAAUGUACAUAUAUGCUGUACAUUUUAAAGGAAUGUUAUAUUUCACAUUAAAAAUCAUAAAAUUGA